AUGUCCAAUGACUCCAACUAUGAUUUGGCAGUGGAACAGAAUACAGUGUUCCACACAGCCGAGCUGCGCCGCAACGUCCGCGUCGUUCUGCUGUGCCAGCACUGUGCCUGUGUGACCAGCUUCAACGCCUUGGGCACUGUCCUGCACGGCCUCCGCACCCUCCGCGUGCCCAUCAACCGCCUGACCUGCUGGGUCCUUUUUGACUUCCAGGUGGCUCUAGGCCGUGGCAUGGGCAUCACCCUCACCCUCACGGCCCUCAACACCUGUCUGUCCAUCCUGCGGCCGCUCCACUACCCAACGCUGGUGCGUCGCAUUCGGUCUUCUGUCAUGGCGCUGGCUUGGUUCGUGGCCCUGCUCAACCCGGUUCUGUUCACUGUCCUGGCCUGCGCCCAGUCCUCUUGGGCCUAUGUGGUGGAUCUGGACCCCGUAUGCUCCACCACGCUGGAGAGUCCCGCGUCUCGGUUCAGCAGCCUGGCGCUGGUGGUGUUCUUGGUACUGCUCAUCAUGACCAGCUACGUGCUCAUCUACAUGGAGGGCUACCGGGCGGGGCAUUUCUCACACGCCAACAGCAGCGGGCGCCACACCACCCUGAUCCACAUGCUACAGAUGAUCCUGUACCUGCUCCCUCUGGUGCCCAUCAUCACCAGGUGGAAGCACAAUAUGGCCGCCACAGUGACCAACUUCGUGGUGUUCCUAGUGGGGCAGGCACUCAGCCCCGUGGUGUACGGCCUGCGUUGCCGGGAACUCCGGGAGCAGCUUCCCCGCUUCCUCCCCCGCUGGACACGUUUUCCAGACCUACAGCAGCACCACAGACUGCUCUAG
Salmo salar (Atlantic salmon) is the source of this 822-nucleotide messenger RNA. Lineage: Eukaryota; Metazoa; Chordata; Actinopteri; Salmoniformes; Salmonidae. The record is from RefSeq and is a predicted model, not a curated record.